AUGUCAUUCAGUGCCACAAUUUUGUUCUCCCCUCCCAACACCAAAGAGGCAAAAUGCUGCUGCUGCACCUGCAAGCAGGAGCCAGGGGCUCAGGCAACUACGCCGCCACCGCCACCAUCUUCAUCGAGCACCCCCAUCACGGUUACAGGCACUGGGCUAGCGGUACAGUCUUCAGAGCAACUGCUCCAUGUCAUCUAUCAACGUGUAGAGAAGGCAGUGGGCCUUGCUGAGGUGGCGCUGAGCCUGGCCAAAGCCAAUAAUGAAGCCCUGAGGCGGCUGGAGGAGGAAAUGGGGACACUGCGCCGAAGGACGGCCCCUGUCGUCAAAGCCAGCCCCCUGAGUGGUCCUGAGGAGCGGCAAGAGGACAGUGAAGAGCAGAAUGAGGAGGAACAAGAGGCCGAAGGCUUCAGAAGUGGCGUCCAGGUGGUCAUUGAAGAGCUGCGGCAGCUGGGAGCGGCGGCAGGGCCACCUGGACACUUGGGUUUCUCGCCUGUGCAUCUGGGGCCUGGGGGGCUUGGCGGGGUAUGUAGGCUGAAGAUUAAGAGCUUCUUUGUCCCUCCCACCCCACAAAAUACACACAGUCCCCAUGUCCCUCCGGUCAGACACAGAUGGGCUCAUGAAUAUUUGAUGGCAUCUCUCGCCUCCUCUGCCAAUGACCUGCUCAGGAGAGAUGCAUUCUGGGAGCCAUGCCAAGCUCUGCUCUGCUGUUGUGGCCUGGGGUUGGGGGGCACUGGCAAGAGCUAAAAGCGUAUGUGUAUUUGUAUAUGUGAUACUAAAGCUGGUACGGGAGUCAGGCUGGAGCUGUUUGCGAUGAUUAAGGGGCAUUGGCAACGUUGUGAUUGGCAGACGUUCUAGUAGGUUAGUGUUAGAAUGUUUUCAUAUAUAUGGGGCUAUGAGAAGUGCCUUUGAGCCUUCCAUACCACUUGAGCCAACUGUGAACUUUUGUCGGUACAAGAUAAAAAGAGGCUUUAAAAUUCAGCUAUGUAGUUUGGCCAUUACGCACUUGUGUUUGCAGGCCAAUGCGUUUUGUGUGUGUGCGUGAAAACACACAAAAGAAGGUUUGGAGGAACUUUAAAGGAUAGUAGAGCAGAGAUUAAUUAAAGGCCCACAUUUUGAGUCAGAGCUGUAGAAUUGGAAUAGCAGCUGCGAUAGGAAGGGUAGCUGCAGUUUGGAAUGAAGGAGAUCAUAUUAAGUUGUACAAGUCUUUUUCUUGUUCUCAGGGAGCAGAAGAAUCACCCGCAGUAGAUGUCUCCAUUCAACGGGUCUAUGCCACACCACCUUCCCCCUCCUCUCAACCUCUGGAUGAUCCUUCUCUCUCCUGCCCAGAGGUAUCCCCCAACAGCAUCACCUUGGAGGACAACAUGUGCGGGGAGCCACGUUUCUCUUUGGGCUUUGCAAGUCUUCCUUGUAGAAACCGAAGCAUGGGACAGAAGAAUGCAAGGCGCAAGAGGGACUUGGUGCUCUCGGUUAGUUGCCUUAGAUAGCUGCCACAUAUUGGAGCUUGUGUCUCACAAGGAACUUGGCAUGGGCCCAGCAGCUUAGACACUGCAAAGCUUAUUUUAAUUAACUUUCUGGGGCAUGCUGCUCUGUUUUAAUAGCUUGGGGUUUGCAGAGUUACUGUGGAGGGGCACUUAUCUCUUUCUGUUUACUCUCCAGAAACUGGUCCAUAAUGUCCACAACCACAUCACCAAUGACAAGAGGUUUGAUGGCUCUGAGAGGUGAGCUCUGGGUGGGAUUGGCAAAUAAGAUAAGGAAGAGUAACUGCAAAGGAAAGAUAACCAACAAGUGUGGCUUCUCUUCUCACUGUGUUGUGGUGGGAGAAGGAAGUUGCAUGGAUCAAGCUGGUCUUUUCUGCAUAGCUAAUAGAAGCACAGAACACCUUUAUUGAUCUGGCAACCCAUGUUCCCACUGAAAUUAAUCUCAACAUCCUGAAUAGUAAGCUUUCAUUAUUAUUAUCCCUUAUUAAGGCACCUUAAUAACGUUCAUGUUAUUAAUGCUUAUAUAGGGCUAACUGUUUGCAACGUGCUUUAUAAACUACAAGAGGUCUCUGCCUUAAGGGCUUGUAAUAUAGAAUGCAACACAUGGGAGACAACAGGAAGGAGAAGAAGGAGAGAGUCACGGUAAAGAUGGGAGAAUAAUGUACUUAGGGUUAGUUAGAUUAUGGUAUGAGGACCUGGAGGUUGUGCUGAAGGCAUUGCUAAAAAUAUGGGUUUUGAAGAUGGAUUUGUUCUAGUCUUUACGUUUCUCCAUUCUCUUUCUCUCUCCCCCCACCCCAGCAUAAAAUCUUCAUGGAAUAUCUCUGUAGUGAAAUUCUUGCUGGAGAAACUGAAGCAUGAAUUGGUAUCAAAUCACCACAAUUACACAGACAAAGAACUAAAAGGUAAGAUGAGGGUGAAUAAAAAUACUUCACUUGGUUCAUGUCUGGAUUUUAUUGUUAGAACAUACCUAGAACAUUUUUACCUGUUGAGUAAUCCUUAUACACUUUGCUGGUAAAUUUUGCUCCAGGUCUGAAAAUAAAUAUCUCUCUUGGUGUUCACUCUGGAACUUACUGAUGUUGUUGUUGUGAUAUUUGUCAGUCACUUUUCUCAGACAGUGACUAAAGUGACUUAUGUUCAGAAGUUCAGAAUAUCCAAUGACAAUGUAAAAGCACAGCUAUGCACAAAAAAGGCAGGAUUAGCAAACUCUACCCCACUAAAAGAGGCCACAGUGCCACCCUUCAAAUUAGGAGCCAAAAAUCCCAGGUAAAGAGAAAAGUCUUUACCUUCUGGUGACAUUGAAAUGCUGGCUGUUCAUAUACACAGACAUGCAGACAUAAAUAUCCUCUGGUUACUCAAGUGUGCUUCAAGUUCCUGCUUUUCAUGCCUGCAAUUGCUUUGCCUACUUUUUGUUCUGUUAGGUGCUUGUGUGGCCUACUUUCUAACCAAACGACGUGAGUAUCGCAACUCUCUGAAUCCCUUCAAAGGACUCAAGGAGAAGGAGGAGAAGAAACUACGAAGUAGACGCUACCGGGUAAGGGACCAAUCCAUUUUUCUGAGCAAGUAUUUCUCCCGUAUUAUCUCAACACUACAUUAUCUACCAAAAAUAGUUUUUUGCCCCUCUUUUUAUUUAAGCCCAAAUGCAUUCCUCCAUCAAUUCCAAAAACCACACUGAAGUGGAGUAGAAAAUGGCAUUUAUAUUCUGGUUAGAAACAUAAAGAAGCAACACUGUAUAUGACAGGUGAAGGAAUAGGUUUGGUGCACUAAGAAAGUUCUUAAUAUUUAGCUGGAAUUCUCUUCCUUGUAAUUUGAACUGUAGGUUCAUAUCCUGUUCCCUGGAAAUUUGCUCUGUCAUCUAUGACAGACCUUCAAAUAUUUAAAGAUGGCUUCUUAUGCUCCAGGCUAAACAUACCACAACUCCUUCCAAAUUUUCAUUACAGGGCUGGUCUCUAGGCCCAUUUCAUCUCUGCUCAACACACUCCGGUUGUUGAAUGGGAUGAGUUGCUUAACAGUGGAACAGACCUGCCUCAGAAGUUGGACUCUUUGUUUUUUAUGCCGACGGCAGAUGGCUAUCAGGGAUGCUAUAGCAGAGAAUUUCCUGCAUUGGCAGGGGGAUUCGACUUGGCCCUCCAGAUGUUGUUGAAUAACAACUUCCCAUCAGCCCCAACAAGCAUGGCCUAUGGCCAUGGAUGGUGGAAGUUGUAGUUUAACAACCUCUGGAGGGCCAAAGGUUCCCCUCUCAUAGAUCUUUGGGGUCCUUUCUAACCCUGAUUAUAUAAGGCAGCUUAGAAUAGGUUACAUGUAGUGGGAAAUGCUAUAUAUCUUCAGUGAACUAUGUGAUGUUGAAAUUACUUGAAGUAAAUAUAUGUUCAAACUGCUGCAAAGACAUUCCAUCAGUUUCAUCAAGCAGUUUAGGUGUUAAAUAACUCAGAUUUCCUAAUUAAUAAGUGCAUGUUUACUUCUCAGCUGUGACUUUCAUAACAUUUGAGUUCUGACUGUUCUUGGAUUCCAGCCGUAACGACAUUUCCUCAGACAACACCAUUUCAUUCCCCUUUUUAUAACCUUAUCCUAACUAAGAAGUAAAUGGCACUGUGUUCAAUGGAGCUUACUCCUUAAGGCUGUCAUCUUAUGUACACUUCUUGCGAAUAAGCCCUAUGAACUGCAGUGAGACUUACAUCUGAGUUAAAUAUGCCUAUGCUUUAUGGAAAGUUGCCAAAGGUAACCGGAGACGGUUUACAAAAUGUUAUGGAAGUUUUAGAAGUGAUUUAACUGGUUAAAUCCUUAAUGAGUAGUGCUAUCCUAUGUCUGCUUAGAAGUCCUAUUGACUCCAAUAUGGCAUAAUCCUGGAUAGGUUAAGAUUGCAACUGAAAUGUCAUUUUUUAAAGACUGCAGUCUCAUGAACAUACAUAAGGUAAUCCCAUUGAAAAAAGUGUGACUUCUGAAUAAAUACGCACAGGAUUGGUCUGUUAGCAGGGUGAGAGGAUUCUCUCAGUCAAAAAUAAAUUACUUGAUCAAAGUUGUUAAACAAACUACUAUUCAUUCUAAUUAGCUUCCUACCUAGCAGUUCGUUCCUAAGUGUAUUUACUCAGACAUAAGGCCCAUUGAGUUCAAUAUGGCUUAUUUGCAAGUGUCGGCUUCUAAGACAGCAGCCUGAAACAGAAAAAAAAGGAAGAAGACAAAACCAGGGAACUGGAUCAUUAUGUCUGCAUCCCACUUGUUUUCCAGUAUCAUUUAUCAAAGCAGUGCUGGUCUUCCUUUAAAAAGAAAGAAAAAUGAAGCCUGCCUCAGAGUAAAGCUUCACUCUCUUCUGAGACCUCCCUGUAGCAGAAGAGACUUUCCUUCACCCAGGGGAGCAGACACUCGGGUGGUGGGGCAAAUGAGCCCAUCAACCCACAGCUGCCAUGAGGUGUUUGCUUUAUAAACUGCAGGCCUUGGAGCAUGUGUUCUAUUUCUGCUGCAGAGACGAUUCCCAAGCUAGCUUGUCAAAUGCUGGGCAGCAGAAAGCUGUGAUUUUCAGACACAUGCCACAGACACUGGGCAGCAAGGAAGCAAAUUCUUAAGGUGGUGGGGGAUUGCAAUAUAGAGCCGAGUUUUGGAGUCCUCCAACACUAGGGGGAGGACAAAAUGGGGGGGAGGGAAGGUAUAUGAUAUAGGAGUUUGGGGGCAGGGAGAGACAUUUGGGAAAGACAGACCAGUGAGGACAGAUGGGGUGAGUAAUUGCAGGGGUGUAGGCAAAGAUGAUAUUCUUAGAAUGACUAAUUAGGCUUCAUUUUGUCUUACCAUUAGCUUUUUGCAAAUCGUUCAGGGGUGGCGCGUCUGCUGGGCCCUGAAGAGCAGCGUCUGUGGCAAGGCGUGACAGAAGAGCUCAUGUCAGACGAGGAAGACAGCCUAAGUGAGCCAGGUGUGUGGGUGGCACGCCCCCCACGAUUCCGCGCUACCCCUCUCACUCAGCUUUGCUACCGACUUGAUGCCAACUCAAAGCAUGGCACCAAAGCUAACCGGGUUUAUGGGUCGCCCUCUGACCGCCUGCCCUCCGCUGAAGCUCAGCUCCUGCCCUUGCACCUCUACAACCCCCAUUUUCAAGAGGAAGGAGCCAGGGCGGGCACACCGCCUAGGCCGCCCAGCCACAAAGGCUUUUGUCCUGACCUCAGCUCAUUUGUUGAGAUCAAAGUGGAAAAGGAUGAGUGA
Podarcis lilfordi (Lilford's wall lizard) is the source of this 5663-nucleotide messenger RNA. Lineage: Eukaryota; Metazoa; Chordata; Lepidosauria; Squamata; Lacertidae. The record is from the annotation of a GenBank genome assembly.